GCAGGCUGCUGUGCUGGCCACAAGGAAGGCUGAAGCUGACAGGACAAGGCGGGCAGACCUCAAGAGGGGUCUUGGGCAGCAGACGCUCCCUUGAAGGGCAGGGUGCAUGAUUGGCUUCACGGAAGCAGCAGAGAUGGCCAAGGCCAGGCCUGGGCGGCAUCAGCCUCCAGAAGCAGCAAGACUCUGGCUGUUCCGUCUGCUCAUAAGAACAACUGCCACUGGUACCCAGGGGAUGACUGGAGGCCGGACCACAGGCCGCCAAAAGAAGGCUACUCUGCUUAGAGACGCAGACCAUGUGGGGCUCCCAACAGCUGCUUGUGGCGUGGUGUCUAGUGUUGGCAGCAGAUGGUACUGAGCAUGUCUACAGGCCCAGCCGCAGAGUGUGCGCCGUGGGAGUUUCAGGAGGCCCUGCCUUGCCCGUCUUGGAGUCCUUUGUGCAGCGUGUAUAUCAGCCUUUCCUCACCACUUGUGAUGGGCACCGAGCUUGCAGCACUUACCGAACCAUCUACCGGACUGCCUAUCGCCGCAGCCCUGGGCCGACUCCCGCCAGGCCUCGCUAUGCCUGCUGCCCUGGUUGGAAGAGGACCAGCGGGCUCCCUGGGGCUUGUGGAGCAGCCAUAUGCCAGCCUCCAUGUGGGAAUGGAGGGAGUUGCAUCCGCCCAGGCCACUGCCGCUGCCCUGUGGGAUGGCAGGGAGAUACUUGCCAGAUAGAUGUGGACGAAUGCAGUACCGGAGAGGCCAGUUGUCCCCAGCAUUGUGUCAAUACCGUGGGCAGUUACUGGUGCCAGUGCUGGGAGGGGCAAAGCCCAUCUGCGGAUGGAAUGCGCUGCCUGCCCAAGGAGGGGCCCUCCCUGGUGGCCCCAAACCCCACAACAGGAAUGGACAGCAUGGUGAGGGAGGAGGUGCACAGGCUGCAGACCCGGGUUGAUGUCCUGGAGCAGAAACUCCAGUUGGUGCUGGCCCCACUGCACAGCCUGGCCUCUCGGGCCACAGAGCAUGGGCUGCGAGACCCUGGCAGCCUGCUGACCCACUCCUUCCAGCAGCUGGACCGUAUUGAUUCCCUGAGUGAGCAGGUCUCCUUCUUGGAGGAGCAGCUAGGGUCCUGCUCUUGCAAAAAAGAUCUGUGAUGGCAUCUCACCACCCAGGCUGGACUGAGCUGCCGCCUCUACAUCCCCUUCCAGCCAGACUUCAGGUGCUAUCUGGUGGUACCUGUGAGCAGAAGGCCCUCCUUCUCAGGAGGUUCCUAGGACUUGGGCAUGGGGAGUGGGGCCUUUCCAGAAAAGGUACGAGAACACCCUGUCCAGAGAUGAGGUCAGGAUUGUCCCCAUCUUUGUCAUAAUAAAGCUGGGACUUGA
Messenger RNA from Microtus ochrogaster (prairie vole), 1355 nucleotides. It is a transcript of the gene Egfl7, whose product is annotated as EGF like domain multiple 7. Gene Ontology annotation, biological process: anatomical structure development. Gene Ontology annotation, cellular component: extracellular region; cell surface. The record is from RefSeq and is a predicted model, not a curated record. Lineage: Eukaryota; Metazoa; Chordata; Mammalia; Rodentia; Cricetidae. Gene Ontology annotation, molecular function: signaling receptor binding; calcium ion binding.